GAAAGUUGCUCCCUGCGCCAUGCAGUUCCCACUCGGCCCGGGAGUUUGCGCGGGACUGGCGGAGCUGAAGCCCAGGCGCCAAACAGGGUGGCAGGACGUGAAAGAGAGCUGGUCCGUUCCUAGGGCUGUUCUCUCCCUUCCAAGACCGUGGUGGAGUCCCAGCCUGGUUGCAUGUGAGAAUUGCACCUUCUCUCCGGGCGUCCUUUUCUCUGCCUUUCUGCUUGACCCAAGAAGAUUGCUUUCGGAGGGCUGGAGCCAAGGAUCCUUCGGAGACGGAGACAGCCCAGGGAGCACCGCAGGAGAACAGUCCCUGACAAGAGGCGGUGAUGCUGGGGGGAUCUCGUUGGGGCUGUGCAUCCCCUGUGCUAAGUGGGGAGAGGCGAGGAGCUGGGGGGCUGGAGCUGUUACUCCUGCUGGUCCUUUCGGGCUGGGUUUGGGCUCAGCAGCCACAACCACAAAUCCUCGCCUGCCCUGCGCUAUGUGAGUGCUCCGAGACAGCCCGGACAGUGAAGUGUAUCAACAACAACUUGACGGAGGUGCCGCCUGAGCUGCCGUCUGUCGUGCAGGGCCUCUUCCUCGCCCAUAACUGCAUCAGCAACCUCUCUUCUGCCUCCUUCCUCUCCGCCUCCCUGUCGGAGCUCACCAUCCUCGACCUGAGGGGAAACCAGCUGAGCUGGGUGGGCGCGGAAACUUUUGCUGGGCUGCCCCACCUAAAGCAGUUGGACCUCAGCGACAAUUUGCUCACUUGGCUCAGCCCCAUGGCCCUGGGCAACGUCAGCAGCCGCUUGGAAGAACUGGACCUGAGCAGCUCCCUCUACAACAACAGUUUUGUGGUCCUGGUGGCUGAGCUGCUCCAGACGGGCACGCUCCUCAACUUGAAGCGCUUGGACCUCUCGGAUAACAAUCUGAUUUAUCUGCCGGCCAAGAUGUUCUCUGCACUGCCCAGACUGGAGCACCUAGACGUGCAUAACAACUCCCUGGUGAGUUUGCGUAAUGUGUUCUUGGGGAGCCUCCAACAGCUGCAUACCUUCAAUCUCGGUGGCAACGGUUUCAAGACCCUGAGGAACGACACCCUCCAGCAGCUCCAGGGCCUCCCUUUGCUGUCGCUCAAUCUCAGUGGCAACCCCUGGGUUUGCGACUGCCACAUCGAGGACUUGGUGAACUGGCUGAAGGAGAGCAAGCCGGUUGAGGCCAAAGAUUCCUUCGAGUGCUCCUACCCCCAGGAGUUGCAAGAACGCUCUUUGGUGAGCAUCAAUGUGUCCGAACUCGACUGCCCUUUUCUGAUCGACGACCAGACCCCGCUGCAGACUUCUUACGUCUUCCUCGGGAUAGUCUUGGCCCUCAUUGGUGCCAUUUUCCUCCUGGUUUUGUAUUUGAACCGAAAGGGGAUCAAAAAGUGGAUGUAUAACAUCAGGGAUGCCUGUAGAGACCACAUGGAGGGCUAUCACUACAGGUACGAGAUCAACACAGAUCCCAGGCUAACAACCCAGAACUGCAACUCCGAUGUCUGAAGAAGUACUACGGGGAAAUGGACCUGAUGCAUAAUAGCCCUGCAUGAAAUGUAGACUUUAAUUCUUUCCCUUAACCCCUUACCUGCUUCCACUCCACUUUUCACCUAGACACCAGAGACUUCACUCGUGCAGAGAAUUAUGUUUCCCUGCACAACAUUCACAUUAUUGUUGUUAUGAAUGUGGUGCAUGGUAUUAGGCAGCCUGUGCCAUUGCUACUUUCCUUUGCAACUCGCUGCCAGCUUGUUCUUGGAUAUUUCUUAGCAUCUAAACAGAUAAGGAAUGUUCCCUCUUUGUUUCUCCCUCUUGAUAUUUUCAAAGAGUGAGCGUAUAUUAAAAAGCACCAUUCAACAAAGACUGCCUCAACUUUUUUUGAGAGAGAAACAUGCUACUGAUUGCUGGCAGGGUUGUUUUUGUGCCUCAUAAUUUGUGAAAAGAUUUAUAGAUACCAUACAUAUUUAGAAAAGGGGCAUGUAGAGACAAGCAAGUAAACAGCAAGCAUGCAAAAAGGGAAAAACCCUUAGCCCAAGUAAAAUCGUAUCCCUCAGACAAGUAAAUUGGUUAUCUGCAUGCUUGCUCUUUCCUUGGUUGUUUGUACAAACCACUUUAUGGGUUUGCUUUUGGUAAAAAAAUACAAGCAUUUGCAAUUCAUUUGAAAACGUGUUUUUUAAGCAGUUCUCACAUAAAUUGCGUAUGAAGUGAGUUUGCACUGUUAAACAAGUCAAUAACUGUUUCUGUUUUGCUAUACAGCAGGCUAUCUUCUUAUAAUAAGGAAAUUAAGCCCCCCAAAUGAUAUUCUUCCCUUUUUGAUUAGAAAUUGUGCAAAAUAUGAAAUAAUAUCCUUUUUUUAAAAAAAUAUUUGUUUGGAAGAAUGUCAUCAAUGUAGUUUAAUUUUAGACAGACUAGAAAAAUGCAAAGUUAACAAUAAUUUGCACUUUUUUGGUUAAACUGCAUGUGAACUACCAUUUCUCUUAUUAUGCAAGCUCAUUUUACACCGUCUGUUGUGACCUAGGAGUGGAUGUACAACAACUCUUAAGUGGAAAGAGAAAGGAUUAAAGGGCAGUGGUUUUGGAGCAAUCGCUGAAAUUGGGAGCAGGAUCUUGCUGCUGAAUAAUGGGCACUUGUACCUUUUUUAAAAAAUCUAUGCAAACAUUACUUUUGGCAACUGGGUGGGAAUUACUCUCAGAUGCAUGUGAUAAAUCUUAAACUGAAAAUGCAUAUUUCGUUGAAUUAAAAUAUGGAUUGUUUCAUUGUUCUCAGCUUAUGUAAACCCAGUAAAUUGUGAUUUAUUCAACAAACUAUGAUUAAACCAAUGGUGGCUUGAUGAUGAACACAUGAACCCAACCAUAAUGUAGCACGAGUUUCAAUGACAACCCAUCUCUGGAAAAAGUAGUAUUCCAAGUGUUUAAUUGGACUAAAUUAUACCUAAUGUAUCUAAGCUGCAAUAAUUAGACCAUGGAUCUAGAAGCACAUACUUUUAGAAAACUAAUAUAAUGAUAGUAUUAAGCCGUAGUCCUGUGGAGUGGCUUACUCCCAUAUAAGCAUGCUUAGUUAUAUUGUCUGAUUAUAAAACAACUUUGUUGAAGUCAGCAUGGUCUUAGUUUUCAGUUGAGAAAUUGUACAUCUUCAGACCUCAAGGGGGGAGGCUGACAUAACUGUUCACCAAACUGGAGAUAAUAUUAUACAAGUCUAGUCUUCAAACCUUAGCUAAUAUUCACAAGGAAUAACAUAACAUCUGUGCAAAUGUAUAUUUUAUGGUUUAACUUGUGCAUGGCUAUGACUUUAUGUGUAUCUUUGCACAUUUAUAGGGAAGAAUGCUUUGCAAACCAUAGUGUCACCUUCAGUCUGAGCAUAGUGAUAGUGCAGGAAGUGUAUUAAACACAUUCUUCUUUGAUAAAACUGGAAUGCAUGAACUGUGAUGCCAAUCUGCAUAUCAGCUCUAAAUAGAUACAUUUUACUUUCUGUUAGCAAUUUUUGGAAAGUUGUAUAUCACAUUCUUGGUAUUGCUUGUGAAGUACUAGGUCUAAUAAAUCACAAAUAAGUUUACUAUAGCAAUAAGCAAUCUUACCCAUAUUUCCAACUAAAUCAAUGGCAUGGAAAUCUAUGUAUGUAUAAAGUAAUUAACAUUAUUCAGAAUGUUUAUAGC
Thamnophis elegans (Western terrestrial garter snake) is the source of this 3654-nucleotide messenger RNA. RefSeq names its product trophoblast glycoprotein (gene TPBG). Gene Ontology annotation, molecular function: protein binding. Lineage: Eukaryota; Metazoa; Chordata; Lepidosauria; Squamata; Natricidae. The transcript is spliced from 2 exons. Bases 327 to 1511 code for a protein of 394 amino acids. The record is from RefSeq and is a predicted model, not a curated record. Gene Ontology annotation, biological process: negative regulation of canonical Wnt signaling pathway. Gene Ontology annotation, cellular component: plasma membrane.